AUGAGCUCUACCUCAGGUGACAAACUUCGGCGAGACCCAAUGAUUCGGUUUCGUCAACUUCAAUCCAGCUACAACGCUCGGCGCCGCGGCCCCGUGCACAAACUCCCCGUGGAGAUCCUAACGCAGAUCUUCGCCAACGCUCUCGCCGAAGACGUAGACAACCCGUACCUCCUCCAGGACCUCUCGCAGGUCUGUUUGCAGUGGCGGAGCAUCGUCGCAGAUGCCCCGCUGCUCUACAGAUCAUUCAGGCUGCAGAACCCCACCUUGACGGCCCGUCACUUGGAGCGAUCGCGCGGUCUUCCCCUCGACGUCGACAUCCACGACGUCAAAUUCGACGUUUCUGAGACAGUUGCGCUGAUGAAUAGCGUUUCCACCCUGGGUCCUCAGCUGGAUCGGGUACGUUCCCUGAGCGUGAUCUCGCACUCGUCCAAGAUGAGCGCAUGGGUCCUGGGCAUGGUCGAGGACUUCCCCCAUCUCAAACUGGCGAGCCUUUCGCUUGCACUCACCCGCCAAGAAAAGUCGGUCUCCCUACGCUUGCCUGAUUCGGAAGAGGCAGGGCAGACCUUCUGCGGACUCACUUCGCUGAAACUCUGUAAUCUCAACAUUGGGCGCGCGCUCCUCGACACAUCGGAUCUGCAGCACGGUCACAUCAGCUUCAGCCUGCACCGCCCCGAGCUGGAACACACCCUCGCGACUCCGCCGACGAACGCAACCCUUAUCCGCCUCCUGUCUCGGUGUCCAGAACUCGAAGAGUUCACGCUGCGUUCAGUGGGCCCGCCGCCCGGUCGCGUUCGAGCGCAAGAACAAGGAUAA
Molecule: messenger RNA, 813 nt
Organism: Trametes versicolor FP-101664 SS1
Lineage: Eukaryota; Fungi; Basidiomycota; Agaricomycetes; Polyporales; Polyporaceae
Exons: 1
Coding region: 1-813 (270 amino acids)
Molecular function (GO): protein binding
Source: RefSeq, a predicted model, not a curated record